Cylicocyclus nassatus is the source of this 3411-nucleotide messenger RNA. The record is from the annotation of a GenBank genome assembly. NCBI's taxonomy places the organism in Eukaryota, Metazoa, Nematoda, Chromadorea, Rhabditida, Strongylidae.
AUGCUAGUCAACAACUCAGAUAAAGCUUUGGAAUUUUGUGAAAUAGCCAAUUUUUCCAAAAUUGAUGUGGUUGUCAAGUGGAUUGAGGAAAUCAAGGAACUCUCGGAUGUGCUCGCUAUUGAGUCUCUAUACUAUCAUGGAAGAUGCCCAUGUCCACAGGUGAAGAGAUGCUCUAAAGGCAAUGGUACUGUAGCAGUCUGUAGCGUAUUGGAUAAAAGAGUAUUUUCAAAAGGCUAUGCUCUAUAUCCAGCACCCUCAGCAUCUGAUGCAACCUUAGCAGCUAUUAAAACAGCAGCCAUGCCAACAACAAAGAACGUUACUUCAACUUCGGACACUGCAGGAACUAUGACUGAAGGUUUAAUAAUAGCGGAGACCAUUAUGGCAGCAGCUCCAGCAGCAACAUUGGCAACAAUACUAUCAAAAUCAUCUUCAUUUCCAACAAUGGCGAUAGGUACUUCCUCUUCAGCAACAAUGAUAACAAAAGCAUCAGCUGCAAAACAUACAACUACUACAACACCAGAACCAGCAACGUCUACCUACCCAGACCCAUUCACAGUAACUUACAUAAUGACUGCUACGUCCUCAAGCUCUAAACGCGCGACAGCAGCGAUGAAGAAGACCUCGACAACUCAAAUAGCCAAGGAAGGGACAACAUCUAUGCUUGUAAGCACAACAGAAAAAAGGACGACAAGUACAAAUCGAACUCUAGCAACAAUAACGACAACAAGACCAACAACAACAACGACUGCUACUCCAUCCACGACAAUUUCUUCUAUGAAAAGUGUUGCCAAUUCUUUAACAACAACGACGGCGUCUCCAGCCACUGAAACAGCAGAUGAACAGACAAUAGUACUGAAAACAAGAACAUUUGAUGCGGAAAACAUAAGUUCAGUUUCAUCAUUGAUAACAGCGACAGCGACUGCAACAACGAAGAAUAACGUCCCACUCACCACAAAUUUUAUUAGAACCACUGCUCCACAUCUAGCGGAAGCAAAAAUGUCUUCAACUCAAAGAGCAGAUGAAACAAUAACAAUAGAGACAACUACACUCGAAGUGACGAUGACAAGUACAAGUUCUAAUCCAGCAACAAUAAGUCCAGAAACAACGACUGCCAUGCCAUCCACAACUUCUGUAACAACUGAUAAAACUUCAGUAACUACGGCGGCCACGUCUUUGAUAGCCCAAACAGAAGGUAGAACAGCAACAGAUUCAGAAUCAAGUACGCUUAAAGCGGCGAUGACAAGUAUAGGCUCAGCUCUAGCAGCAGUAACAGCAAAAACAAAUUCAACAACAAUGUAUGCUAUCUCAUCCACGAUAAGUCCAUCUACAACUACCUCCACAAUUUCAACACAGACGAAGGCAACGCCAUAUCAGACAACAGUAACAGCAAACACAAAUCCAAGUAUAGAAGCACUUACAAUAACGACGGAAAGAACAACUUCAGCUCCUCUUACAACAGCAGUAACAACAACAACAACAACAACAACAACAACAACAACAACAUCAACUGCAAAAAUGACCAUUAUCAACACACCUACAACGACUUCUCUUGAACCAGCAUCCUCUCCAGCAGCGGUUGCAUUGACAACGGGUUUUGCAAACGUUUCUUCUGCGAUGGCUAGCACUUACUCUCAUCGAACUCUUGAUGACUCUGUAAAGCCAAACCAUUCAACAUUGACUCAGAGCAAUAAAGAAACGACAACGACAGAUCAGACUCAAUCGUCGUCUGCGACUGCAAAUUUGACUGAGAGCAGCCAACGCAGACGGGUCAAUUACACCAGCAUAACCUCAAAGGAAGACGCACACAUUGCACACACUGAACAUGUACUGAAAGAAGACACACAGUUUUCUAGCUCCAGGUAUCAACAGUCACCUACUGCCGCUCCUCAAGUCAACACAAGCAAUUCACUGAAUGCAAGCCUCCAGUCCAAAGAAGAGAGUAUGCAUCAAAGUACAGUGACGUCAAAGCAGUCGACCGAUUUGACACAAACAAGUGAUACAGCUUUCUCGACUCCCAAAACCUUUAGUAGCGCUCCAGUGCUUAGUAUUACCGCUAUGUUGGAGAAAAUAAAAUCAUUUUUCUCAGAGAUAAAGAUGAGCAGUAUUGCCAAGUAUGACACAGAAGAAAAAAUUGAGCCCAGUAGCCGAAGAAAAGCACAUCGCCUUAGCACCAAAAAUGCAGUUUCUAUCAUAUCAACGAUGACAUAUACAACGACAGGAGACAGCACAAACAAAGUAGCUUCAAUAAAAGAAGACGGAGCAGAACAAGCAGUAGAACAAGACGAAGCACCCACAUCAAUUAUACAUACUGCACCACAAUCUACAUCCAUCACCGAAGCGAGUUCGUCACACUCUGUUGAAAAGGAUACAAAAACAAUAUUCAAUGGAGCAACAGUAUAUCACGCAUCGACAUCUACUACAGGACUAUUGAGUCGUUCUCAAAAUCCAUGUGCUGCUGAUUACACUGAAAUCUCAGGAGCUUGCUAUCGCAUUCUUCCACCAAAGGCCUCUACAACAUAUAAAAGAGCCCUUCUCACGUGCCACAAUGACGACGCCGACCUAGCCGAUGAAAUUGUUUUAAGAGAUCCAGAUGUUUUGGAGUUUUUGCGUCAAGAAAGCCUGUCAUCUGGUGCCACACUAUACUAUGUAAACGAGCACGAAUCAGAGACGAUCACGGAGAACAAAACAGUUCGCGUCAUCUCGCUAAAUGGAUCUACUCGGGUUUCCUUGAAUGUAAACAGAACAGCAAAAGUUACCGAGCGUCUCAAUAACGUCUUUGGCCUAUGCAAGAAAACAAACAUUGAGAAAAAGAUCGAAGAGAUUGAAACACCACCAAUAUAUCAACGGAUGCAACCUUCAUGUAAGACAUGCUUUGAACCAGGUACGCAAUCCUGCGUGGAAGUAGAAGAAACUUUCACGUGCAGAUGCAAGCAUGGAUGGACUGGCUUCACUUGCUGGAAAUCUCCCGACCUCUGUGAGCUUACAGGGCUGCAAUGUGGCCCAAAUGGCAGAUGCGUUUCGAAGGUGGACAAGGCAGAAUGUGAAUGUGGUGAAUUUUACGCUGGCGAACAUUGCGAGUACAUGAAGUUAAAUGUGUCAUCAUAUCUUUACGACGAAAACAUAGGAGUAAAUGGAGCCACCGCUGCCGCAUUAAUACUGACCACUGGCGACAUUUGCUUAAUGGUAGCAAAAGCGAUACUGAAGCUGUACCGCCCAAAAGAAGGAGAGGACACUCAAGUUUUCUAUCAAAACAUGCGCACACUAUUUACUUCCAAUGGUGGUCUCGUCAUACUCUUCUUCCACCACCUUGGUAUAUUCGACAUAUCGAUAGCAUCUUGCAAUUUAUGGUUCUUUAUCGGCACAAUGUGUUUCUCCUUGGGUACAGCUGAAAUAGAUCAAAUUAUGGGUUAA